AUGUUGAAACUUCUCUGGAAUCUGAGUGGCAAAUUUGAUAGCUUAUGGGUGAAAUGGGUUCAUACGUACUACUUCAAACAUUGUGACUUCAUGACAGCUAUACCCACUUCGUAUCAGUCCUGGAUCAUGAAAAAGAUUAUGACAAGCAGAGAUAACAUUUGUACUGUGCAACACAUAUGGGACGAGAAGUUGGCUAAAGACAAGUUUAGCAUGAAGAGUAUGUACAUGCUAAUAAGGUAUGAUGUUCCUAAAGUAUCUUGGUAUCAGCUUCUUCGUGGUAAUGGUGCUAGACCUAGGGCGGCAAUGACCUUGUGGCUUGCGUGCCAUGGCUGA
Lathyrus sativus (Indian pea) is the source of this 333-nucleotide messenger RNA. NCBI's taxonomy places the organism in Eukaryota, Viridiplantae, Streptophyta, Magnoliopsida, Fabales, Fabaceae. The record is from the annotation of a GenBank genome assembly.